Maudiozyma barnettii is the source of this 795-nucleotide messenger RNA. RefSeq lists its product as uncharacterized. The transcript has a single exon. The record is from RefSeq and is a predicted model, not a curated record. NCBI's taxonomy places the organism in Eukaryota, Fungi, Ascomycota, Saccharomycetes, Saccharomycetales, Saccharomycetaceae. Bases 1 to 795 code for a protein of 264 amino acids.
AUGCCAAUAACUAAUGAACGUCUAAUCAACUUAAUUGAGUUUAAUAAUAAACUGGACCCUUAUUGGGCUCAUCUGGCAAUUGCAACAGUAGUUUCCUGUAAUUUUCCAGAACUAAUACCAAAAAUAUAUAUUACAAGACUAUUACAGUUACAAGAAGCUAAUAAAGAAAAGUCUACACAAGAUAUACUUCUAAAGACUGAAACAAUUUUACUUCAUCACGAUGAGUUGGACGUAACAUUUGCUGAUGUGAACAAUGCUCAAAUUAAAUUUAAUUCUGAAGUCAAGGAAGUUAUCCUUAAAGAAAGUGCAUUGGUUGGUAUACCUAGAGCUAUAAACGGACUUAGAUCAUUGUAUACAACCACUCCGAAAUCAUUAUUGAAUGAGAAAUGUGAGUUACUUCCUGAGAAUACCUUUAUCAGUAAAACAGUUAACAGAAAAGAUGAAUCACAUAAUUUGCAAAGAGGUCUCGAGCAUUGGAACAAAACAUAUGGUAAAGUCUCAAUGAGGAUUAUAAAUGAUUUGAAUGAUUUCUAUCCAGAUCUGUGGCAAUUUAUUAUAAAGGAUGUAUACAGCGAUGUGUUGUCAUAUGGCGAAAUAAUCGAUGCAAGUUUAACCAGUUUAGUAGUCAUAUGUGCACUAAUUCCAUUAGAUGUAAACUCACAACUACGUGGGCACUUAAGAGGUGCGUUAAAUCUUGGAUGGGACUGUGAUUUUAUUGAGGUAGUAAGAAAUUACUCAUUAAUGAUAUCUGUAUGGUGCGGUGUCCAUUGGAAAACCGAUGUGGUGAAGUUAUAG